Exophiala xenobiotica is the source of this 657-nucleotide messenger RNA. RefSeq lists its product as uncharacterized. The coding region runs from base 33 to 413 and encodes 126 amino acids. The transcript has a single exon. The record is from RefSeq and is a predicted model, not a curated record. NCBI's taxonomy places the organism in Eukaryota, Fungi, Ascomycota, Eurotiomycetes, Chaetothyriales, Herpotrichiellaceae.
AUAAGCCGUGCCCUCGGAUGCUGUAGGAGACGAUGUUCAUUCUCCAGCCAACAAGCUUCACAAGAAAUAGCCCAAUACUUGCUCCUCGUUUCUGCCUCCAUCUCAAGCUAUACAUACAUAUCCUCCACAAGCCAUACCAAUCUAGCCCAGUCAAUCCAUCUCUUUACGCAUCAAUCAGCAUGCCGGCCACCUACCUCUCAUACUUCAACAUCGUCGAGGCUGAGAAGCACUCCGCAAAGACAUCGUCUCGACGUGAGUCCAAUGAGUCUGAUGACUCCUGCUCUUCAAUCAAGAGAAAGUCUUAUCUCAAGCGUGUUCUUGAGCAACUUCGGCCAACUCAGGAGCCAUUGACACCAGCUGGGAUCUAUUCACCCAUCAUCAAGCAAGGUCCGCUGUUCGGCAGCCGGAAAUAAUCGACCAGGACAUGGACGUCUGCAUGAUAUCCACGAUUUUCUUUUGAAUUUGUGUUCGAAACAUUGAGCAAUCACCAAUUGGCGUUUGAAGGGAGUAAUGGAACAUUGCGUAGCACCGCAAACUGGGAGGUUGGAAACGGGAAGGCCACCAUUAGCAUAUUUUUGCCCUGAGCUUUAGAGAUGAUAACCCUAGGUGGAUACAUAGGACGUUCAGGAUAGACAAUCAUUGAUUAUCUUAUUCGAA